AUGUGCGAAAUGUAUGCCAAAGAGUCUUUGGACCGAUUCUGUGAUGACUAUCUCGAAGAAGUGUUGUCUUAUCUGACACUCAAAGACAGAUUCAGAUUUGAAUGCAUUUCCAAACAGUGGCAAAGAGUGGUCUUCAGGAGACAAACGGCGAUAAAUGGAUCCCAGUUUCCAAAUGAAGACAAUUGGCGUACAUUCGAGACAAUACUCAAGAAGUGUACAAAUAUUUCGCACAUUUAUUUUCCAUAUGAGUGGUGUCCGGAAGAGAUAGCCAUCGAUCUAGUGAUCAAAUAUUGCCCUCAAUUGACUCGUAUUGAUAUCCACUUCUGGAGUAGUACUCCGGAAGCAAUGGACAAAUUGUUUACUAAAUUUGGUCCACAAUUAACACUAGUUUAUAUAGCACUUGGCAAAUCUAUGGACAAAAAGUUAAUUAAAAAAUGUGUAGAAAUGUGUGUGAAUUUGCAGUCAUUUGAUGCCGAUUCCAAAGUCACACCAUUACUAAUAUUACAAACGGUGACCGAAAGCCGAGUGUCGUUCAGACGACUCAAUCAUAUUGUGUUGCGUUUGUAUAAUAACCCGGAUUUCAAUGCGCAUACAUUGGAUGUGUUUGCGGAUAGAUAUGGACAUCAAAUGAAGACAAUUGUUGUGAAGGGGAGUUGGAUGGAAGGCGACGAAUUGCCCGAAGCGCUCAGUCAACUGAUGGUUUGGUUGCCACGAAUGCGGGCCUUAGUUCAGCUGAAACUCAACUUAAGUUAUAUUUCAGCCCAAGAGUUGAGUCCAUUAUUGAAACAAAUUGGUAUUAAUUGUCGGCGUCUGAAGAGUCUUGAUAUUAAAGUCAAUGAAAGGAUACCAGAAAUGAUUUAUACGAUUACUAAACACUUUAAGGCAUUAAAGAGACUGUAUUUAUCGGGAUUUGAGGUCACAGAAAUCGCGAUAACCAGCCAUUCAUUGGCGCCAUUGAAACAGUUAACUCAUUUAAGAUUAUUGGAAAACGAUUGCGAACUGUAUUUUACGGACACAUUGUUUGCCAAUAUUGGACACAAUUUACCACAUCUUCAGUAUUUGGCCGUUAGAUAUGCGAAGAUCAGCGCCGAGUCAUUGGUAUCAUUGUCUCAAUUGAGACAAAUCCGUGACAUUUGUAUAAUAAGAAUGUUUGAAGAGCGGGACAACGAUCUGGUGUUGAGCCCGAUUGGGACGGGUAUGGAGAGGGGGAACGGCAACGAAAGCACUGGUAGUGUUGAGGCACUGGUGGUGUGUGUCGUGUGCAUAACCGAACCAAAAGGAGCACCGCUUAAGAGACCGAGUGUCACACCGAGCGUAUGCAACCGCGCGGUCUACGCGGCGGAGGAGAUGCUGGCCGGCGGUCUCAAGUGGCACAAGAUUUGUUUCAAGUGCAACCUGUGCAACAAGCGCCUGGACUCGGUCAACGUGAACGCCCAUGAUCAGGCCCUGUACUGCAAACAGUGCUACGCCCGCAAGUUUGGCCCCAAGGGAUACGGUUUUGGCGGCGGCGCCGGCGCCCUCUCCAUGGACAUCGGCGAGCAUCUCGGUAACCGAUCGUGCGAGUUCGACAACAAACCCCGUGGCGUUAACAACUAA
Messenger RNA from Medioppia subpectinata, 1596 nucleotides. Lineage: Eukaryota; Metazoa; Arthropoda; Arachnida; Sarcoptiformes; Oppiidae. The record is from the annotation of a GenBank genome assembly.